UUUCAGAACAAACCAUGUAUCGUUUGCGAGUAAAAACUAAAGGAGGAGGACAGCUCCCACUGACCGAUCGUGUGAAUGGAGAUAGCACACUUGCUGACCUGCUCGCAGCCAUACAAGAUGUCACUUCAGUUGCGCCUGAAAGGCAGAAGAUUCUGUCAGGUUUCCCACCAAAACCUAUCAAAGGCAGCUAUACCAUGACUCUCAAAACUGUUGGAGUUAGAAAUGGGGAUGUUUUGAUAGUUGAAGAUGUUGAGCCUUCAACAAAUACGACUGUAGAAGAUGCCGCCCCUGCACCAGUGAAGACAGAAGGUACAUUACCUGCAACUCCAAGAAUAGACAAAGUUUCUACACAAAGAGAAUCUUCUGAAAUAACUGCUAAUAGUGGCAUCUUACUGAAAAAAGUUGUACCUUCAGAUAAUUCUUGUCUUUUUGCUAGCAUAUUGUACCUUGUUAAUGGUGGUGGAAAUAUAAAUCAAGAAAGUAUCAAAGAAAUGCGUAAAUUAGUGGCUUCUAUGGUCAAAAGCCAACCAGAGCUAUACCAUGAAGCAGUAUUGGAAAAAUCAAAUGCUGAUUACUGCAACUGGAUUUUGAAAGACACUUCCUGGGGUGGUGCAAUUGAGUUGUCUGUCCUGAGUCAAUAUUAUGAAAUGGAAAUAGUUGCCUUAGAUGCAAAGACAGGUGUUUUAAACAGAUUUGGAGAGGAUAAAAAAUUCAGUCAUCGAAUGAUAGUCAUGUAUGAUGGUAUUCAUUAUGAUCCCAUUUAUAUGGAAACUUUUGAGGGAAAUAUUAUUACGAUUUUUAAUGGAAGUGAUGAGUCCAUACUUCUUCAAGCUAAAGAACUAGCUAUGGAAGCAAACCGGAGUGGUCAGUUUACAGACACAAAUGCAUUCCGUGUGAAGUGCCAACAAUGUGGGCAAAUAUUGACAGGAGAUGAGCAGGCCUUAGCACAUGCUGGGAAAACAGGACACCUCAAAUUUGAUGAAGUUAAAAAUUGAUGUUAGGCAGUUAGUAACGUUAUAUUUAUUUAUUUAUAGAAACAGAAUGAAUCUGCUUAAUGGUCAAACCAGGUUCUUUGUACUCUCAAGUACAGUUCUCUGCAAGUGAUGGAUUUGAUUCUGUGAUAAUCCAUAAUAAGUUUUUAAUAGCAAUAUAUUAACUUUUUUCCCUUGUAGAGGAACCUAAGACAGCUGUUUUCAGUAAAGUAAUGUCAGUGCUUAUGUAAGUAUAGAUAGGUGUACAAAUGUCGUAAAGGAAUUACUCUAUAUAGUAUUUCUUGUUUUAAACAGUUUUCCUUUUUAUCCAUGCUUCUAUUCAUAGUGCUGCACUGCUUGGGAAGUUUUUAAUGAAAAUGAUAGAAAUCCAUAUUUUUGUAUAGAGUUGUAUCAAAAUUUUGAAUGUUUAACAAUGUUAUAUUUGAUUACACAUUUUAAGCAGCAUACAUAUUUAAGACAGAAUAUCAUUUGUACACCAAACCCUAUUUUAAUAUAACAUAAUUCAUUUGCUAAGCAUUUUCUGUAGUAGUAAUUGAUGUUUGCUCAUGUAAUGGGCAAACCUGUCACUUUACAGAUGCUUUGUUUGUAUUCUGAGGCAUAGAGAUAAAGCCACAAAUGGCAUAAAUUAGGUGUUAGGUGAGCUCUCCUUCAUUGGAGAAUCUCCUUCUCAACUGCUGUCUGUCACUUUUUUGCUUGCAGAAAUAUCUCCUAUAUUAAGCUUUUUAAAGUUUGACCAAGUAAGUUUGGCUUCCCUCGACAUUUUUUAAUGAAGUCUCGUAAUGAAUAAUUAUUGACAGCAAGAUAUCAACUUUGGAUAUGUAUUAUGCCAUUUUAAGUUUCUUUGCAUGGUGCCAUAGUAGUAUGCUCUCCAAAUUUGUUUCAUUAGUUUGUGUCAUAGCAUUUCUCUCCAAACUUGAAAACUUGACUACAGAGCCCAGUUUAGCAGACCUUAUGUUAUUGAAGGAGGAGAACCUUUGGUAUGAGCUGAUAAUGGAUAUCAACUAGUGCUCUAAUAAUCUUGGAACUUAAAGAUAUUUAAAUUUCUUUGAAAGAGAUUGCUUCCUGCUUCUCCCAGGCAUCGUCUUCAUCUACUUUGGAGAAUUAUUAGGAUUCAUUUAGAAAGUCUGGAAAUGGACCUCUCUUAGGUCUAACACUGAAGAAUGGUGUUUUGUUGGGUUGUGUUGUGAAAGAGAGUCAUGAAGUAGCAUGGUCAUUUAAUGGAAGGAGAGGUUGAUCUUUGGUGUGUUCACUUCAGAUUUUAUUAUAAGUUCAUGAUCCAUAAAGAUCAUCAUAUAUCUUUAGAUUUAGAAAUUUAAUGUUUUAGUGCUGGUGUUUAGUAAACAAAGGUUCUUUCCAUGGCAGUCAAUCCACACCCAGUCAUCUUCAAUGCCAUUUUCUUAGGCCUUUGGGAGUAUUGAGAUAGUGAGGCUUUGAAGGAGUUGCAGAAUGGGUAUUUUGUUGUGAAAAUGUCUACUUUGGUGAGAAUUCCAUGGUAAUGACCAUAUAUCUUAAUCAGUUAUUUUGAUAGUGUAGCCACUGUUCAUCCUCAAAGGAGUUACUUUCACUGUCCCUAGGGGGACUUCAGAAGAUAGACCAAUUUCAAAGAAUUCUCUUCUUGUUUGUCUGGCCAGUGUAGGGCACAUUGACACUGAAAGAGUAUAAGACUCAAGGCAAGAGGGCUCUUUCUCCUGUCUACAGCAGCUGGCUAGGUUCCAUUCCUGUUAUCAACCUGCAGUUAUAGCAACAUUGCUCUGCACGCUGUUCAUUAUUGUGUCAACAACUUACCACAAGUCAGACCAACUCUCAUUAUUAUUCUCCGGUCUCUGCAACUGUUAGCACGCAGCUAGAAUUUUUGCAUGUAUACAUGCUGCAGACCGUAUUUGGUUGUCAUGAAAGAACCAAACUAAAGGAUGCUAAGUACAUAGGGUUAAGUCCCAGUGGAAAUUUUUAGUUUUAAGAAUGUUUUAGUGGUAACAUAUUUCACCAAAUUUGGGAGCUGGUGUCUCGCGCCAGGCGAGAAUUAAGUUUUUGCCAACCAACAAACAUGUUUAAUUUUAUUAAAGUAAUACUUUUAAACUGUUGUUCUUAAAGAUCUUUGGUAUAUGACCCUUUAACCUAGUAGUUAGGGAUACUGAUACGGUCCAUCUGGACUACUUAGUAGAUAUGCGAGGCUACAAGCUUCAGUUGUGUUCAAAUGGCUUUUGAUCAUGUUUAACUUCCAAACCUUGAUGUGAAGUAAAACCAGUUGGUAUAUUAUGGCACGUAAUUACCAAACUGUAUAGUUUUUUGUGAAAAUAUUCCCUAUUUAGCAUUAAUAUCAGGGAACUUGUAUCAGACCAGAUGAUGUUUUCCCUCACGGAACUGCUUCUAGCAAGAAUUGUUCCGCCGCUGGCAGCAUCGCUCAGUAAAACAUUUGUGGUAUUCGUUUUCUUAUGUGAUUAUUAAACUUUUACAUUGUCAUAUAAUGGGCAUUGAAAUUGUACAUAAUGUACAUGCAUCUAGCUGAUUUCCAAAAAUUUUUUCCCUUGGGAAAAUUUGAAGCAUUUUCUUAUGUAUUCUAGCUUUACCUAGUAGCUUAGGCCCAGUAAACAAAUAAUAAAUUUGCAAAAGUUUUUUCCUAAUAGAAUAGCUUAACAUUCAAGAUCUACUUUUAAGGCAAAAUUGUUUACCAGUGGCUUGCAAGUAGCCAUGGCCUGGUAAACAAAUCAUAAAAUUGCCAAUUAGACUUACAGUAUACAUAAAGUUACCCUUGGCCUAAUGGAAUAGUGUAACAUUCAAAAAUUUACUUUUAAGGAAAAAAAUUUAUGUAAUUAUAUAUUUAAUACGUGACUACUGUCUUAGACAACAGAAACCCAUGUUAUGCUGGCUAACAGGUUGCAGCAAUAUGGCUGCAUACUUGUGCCCAAGCUAACCUAUUCAUGUUAGUUGUGCUUCUGAAGUUAUUACAAAUAAUUAGCCCAUCCAACCAUUAUCAUAACAUUAUACUAUAACUUGUGACCAAGCUAUAUUGUGUAGUGUCUUGAGUAUAUUAUUCAUACAGUGAUUAUUGAUGGGUAUUACGGAGUAGUUGCUAAUAAAUAUUUGGUCCUUAUAACAGUAUAGGGCUGCUAUUAUACAACACCCACUGAUAACGCAUGCAACAGCGAAUUGCUCAGUCUGCUUUUUGCCAUUGGGUAUGGCCCAUACUAACUGCCAUCAACAAAGCCCUUGUAGGAAUAAACGGGAAUAUGGUUGUUCACCAAACGUGUGAAAUUAUUUACAUGCUCCUGGCAACAGGUGUUAAGAAUGAAACAGCUCCCUUUAAGUUGUCUCUUUUGGCUCCUAGGUUUCAGUAAAGGUAGAGAAGGAGGAGACUUCAUCUUUCAGGCAAAAUUCUGGCAGAGUAUAUUUCCCUCCAUUUCCAAGCAGAACCCAUGUUUGGGCCUAAACUGGAUAGCAUAGGUUCCUAGUACCUCCCAGGUCAACCCCUCUGAUGGAGAAGUGGAGUCUUAACUUGUGGGAGAUGCCCCUUUUACCAGACAGGAAAUAGUAUAGUCACUGAAACUGCCCUGCUGGACCUGGAAGGACCAGUGACACAGCCUUCAGCUGUACAUGAGAGAGAUGCCUCAAAAGGAAAUAUAUCUUCCAUGCAGCUAUCACUUACUGAAGGGAUCCUAAUAGGAGCCACCUAACCCCAUCUGAAGUGCCUGUAUCUUUUGAAGGGUACAGAGUGUCAUCCAGGACUUCUGUUCUUUUGUUGCUGGGCUAUCAUAGUAUGGCUGCCUGGGCACAAUCAGUUAUGAACAGCAUCAAGGAUGUCCUUGCUAAUGAAAGUCAGUAUAUCAGACUUUAUCCAUAAUUCCAAAAAGGAAUUCAGUCAUGGAUACUGAAUUAUAUAUAAGAUGUAAGAAAUUCCCACCCUUUAAACAAAUGAAUAAAGUGGCUGCAUAGCCUGCCCCUGGGCAGAGUCUGUAUUUAAAGCUCCGACUGUUAGCAACAAUAAGGCUAGUUAGGGGUAAGAAACUUCAAAUCAAAGGAUAGCAGGGUGCUCCAGUAACUGGCCCUGAUGAUACUGAUAAUCCUUGGCCCGUUGCCUCAAUGUUUCUUCUGUCUUGAUGGUAAAUACCUUAUUAAUGAAAGGAAAACCAUGAUUGAAGUUCAGCAUGCAGAAUUUCAGAACAGGGCAGCAUUUCUUAAUAUACUGAAUGGGGCUUAGUUCCUACUUUAGUGGACAUUUAGAAACCGCCGAAGGGAACUGUUAUCCUACCAAUGGAUAUGGCAUUGAAAACCAUAGAAAAGACCUCUUAUCACGUCAUAGGAAAAUAAAGUUUUACAUCUGUUUUAGAUAAGACCCAAUGUGCUCAUCAGGCAGCCCCAGCCUUUUGUCCCUUCACUUUUAAAAACAGUCAUGUGAAGGAAAAUUUUCAGAAUUUUGUAGUAACUUAAUAGCUUCAAAGUAGCCGUGCAGGCAUUGGUUCCUAUUGCUUCAAUAACAAGCACAAAACUCAAUUCCACUAUCAUCCUCUGUUCUAUCCCAGACAGCAUUGAGGGCAGUUGUCUACGUGUCCUUGCAGAGCGAGACCUUAGCAUGUAGAUUUUUGAAAUUUUGUCUACCGUGAAAAUUACCCUCCCAAAAUGCUAAGUUAUUACUGUUACUAUAAAGGAUUAGUUUUUCCAGACAUCUGAGCCUAAUAACAAAAUGCUAGGCACCUAGUGCAGAAAUUCUUCGACAAUAAUAGUCCAUGUGGAAAGUAUAGUUAGAUUAUAUCCAUGCUAAAGGACCAGUUUAAAUCUUUGUUGAAAUACUUCUACAUUUUCUUAUAUAUCUUUUGAGAACAAGUGUCUUGCUGUUAUAACAAUCAUUACAUAUGAGUCAGCAUUGUCAGAACCCUUGCUUUAUGGCUUUGGAACUGAUUUUUAUAAAGAAAUUACUUCCCUUCUCAGGUCUUUUACAUUGCAAUGACCUACUUCUGCAAGACUUUCCAUUCCUGGGUCACUGAAUUGGGUGCUUAGGCUUCUGUCGACCCCUCAAUUCAUUGGGCCCAUUACAACUAUGACAUAUAUGCUGCAAAAGGUGAUCCUCUUGACUGCUUUGCAUCAGGAGCUUGCAUCAGUGAACUGGGCUCUUGUAGAUGGGGUCAGUGCUACAGUACUCAUAUCAUUUAUCACUAUCUCCUGGCCCAUCAUUCCUGGCCAGUAAUGAGAACCUUUUAUUGAGAAAAUCUCCUGUUCUGAUAGAGAGCUCAGUUUGCCAAAUAAAACUUAUACCCAGUUCAAGCACUUACGGUUUACCUAGAGGUCACGCCAAACAUCCCAGAAGGUCCGUUUUUUCUACACCCUAGCACAAUAAACCACUCCAUCUACAUGGUCUUAGAAUAGUUGUGCCCCUUAUGAAAAAGGCAAACCCCACUAAUUUCCUAAGUUGUACGACAUUCGAAAGGUAAGUACAUUGUUAGCUUCCUUUGGAAGUAUUUUUCGAAGAAGCCUUCGAAUGUACAAGGUGGUCAUUAGGAACAGUAUUCCUAAAAUAUUCAUGCCACAAGCUCAAACAAAUUUGACUAUACUGUGUAUCAGUAGGUGGUAUAGAAAGUCCUGACUCCAUAGGCACUACGGCAGAAAACCAGGGGUCCUCUGGAUGUGGUAAGUAUGCUAAGGUAUCGCUGGGAAAAGUGCAACAAUAUCACAACCAAACCCAGCAUAUUUAGGUAAGUCUCUUUAGAACUACAUCUUAAUAAUUGUAACUUCAUAGUUAGUUUCAUGUUCUUUGUUGCCAAACUGUAUGGGUAUUUGGAAUACAGAAUGUGGUUUAUGGCUUGUGGCUUAACCUUGGACCAAAAUAGCCAUUUUGCCACCUGUUAAUUUCUUUGGUAAGCUCCUUUGAGGAUGAACAGCGGCUUCCUAUCAUAAAACAGUUUUUUUGGUAGUUGUAAGUUCUCAAACCCACCCACUUUCCAUGAUGAAAGGCAUGAGAUUUGGGUGAAUAAUGUCCUUGCUUAGACCUGGGAAAGAAUAAAGAGAAUUGGUCUGACACAAGGUAUGUUGUUGACAAUAAUGAAGCUGUUUUCACAUCUACACGUUGAUAAUAGGAAUGUAACCUAUGCAGCCGCUGUAGACGAGAAAGAGUACCCUUGCCUUGAGUCCUAUAUUCUUUCAGUGUCAAUGUGCACUGUACUGGCCAGACCAACUAGAAGAUAAUUCUUUGAAAUUGUUUGGUCUAUCUUAUGGAGCGCCUCUAGGGACUGUGAGAGUAACUCCUUUAAGGACGAACAGCGGCUACCAAAAAUAGGGUUUUCUAAGUCAAAACUUGUUUUUUUUCCAAAAACAGCACUGUUGAGACAGUAAUCAACUAGAUGGAUAUCUUUUGCCAAAGAUCUCAGAAGUUUGGUCAUUGUGAGAUUCUAGAAAUAUGACUCAGUAGCCUCAUUAAGCUGCUUUAUAAUUAUGAUAAACAACUAUUCCCCACUUGUAAAGUGUAUAGUAAUUUUGCUCUUCCUAUGGAUACAAAAACAUUAUUUUUAUGCAAACAUAUGCCUUAAGCAGUAUGUUUUUGUCCCAGCUUCACUGAUUAUUUUGAUAUAUUUUGGCAAUGUGCAUGAAGCACAAAGGAGGUAAUGCAACUAGUGAGAUGAAGGUACCAAUAGCAAGGGAUGUUGCACCUUCCACCUAACUAUUGUCUUCUUCACUUGAAGUUGUGGUGCAUCUCAAGGUCUCUUUACUUAGUAUGAAAACAAGGCAUUUGUAAGGUAGCAAUCCAUUUAACAUGUACAUUGUAUCAAGUUUUUAUGUUGGUCCCAUGUAUCUGCUUAUGAAAGAAGUAGGAGAAGGUAAGGCAUCUGGAGAUAAUCAAAGACCUUGGACUGACUUGGCAUCUUCAUUAAUUUAGAAUUUACAUAUAUCAUAUCUUAGUAAACACAAAAUAACAUGUUUGGAAAUUGUUUCCUUAAGAUAUUUUCUUACUGUAGCAUUUUAUUUUGUAUUUUCUGUUAUAUAAGAGGAGGCACAGUAUUAUUGGGUAAUUUGAUUACAGCAACUUUAGUUAUUGAUAAUGUCAAAUAUGAAGUCACAGACUCAAAUAUCAAUUCAGUUUUAAAUGAUACGAUAUAUAAUCAAGUCAUGUUUGGUUUAACUAAACCAUAGUGUACAUCCAAUGUACUAUGUGGUGUUUAAAAUAUUAAGGUCAACUUCAAGUUUUUUAUUUUAUAGAUAUUAAUAUAUUUCUAAUAUUGCUGAGUUAUAGAUUAGGUAAUAACUUAGAGAAAGUGGUGUAUUUAUACAAAGUACAAAUUAGUGCUUUUCAAGAGAUUAUUACUUCAGUUACUUCAAAAGAUAGAACAACCAAGAAUUUAUGUUUAAGUGGAAAUUGCGGACUUUUCCUUAAGAAGGAUAAUAAUUCUGAUUUUAUCAUCUCUUUACUUCUAGUCUUUAGGUCAUCUAUAAUUGCAUACUUAUUCUGUCCAUUUUAUUGUUGGUAUUCCUGACUACUGUCCACUAUGCCAGAAAGUAUUGUAAAAUUGGAGUGGUUAAAGCUAUUAAAAUAAGACUAUGCAGUCUGAAAAUAGUAAGAGGAUAGAAAAUGAGGCCACAUAUCAGACAGGUCAUGAAGAAGAGUUGAAUUAUCAAAAACUCAUUUAGCACCUUAGUGCUAAAAUGUUGAAACACUCUUCUUCUUCCUUGUUUGGAAUACGUACUACUAUUGUCCAGUGUGGUCUUCCGGUGCUGAUUCUCAUCUCAAACUCUUAGAGAAAGUCAUGUUAUCAAACAAGCUUAUUUUUCCAACUCUUAAUGUUGACUUGCAGUAUAAACUAGAUAUAAAGAGUGUUUAUUGUGUGUUUUUCAUAAAAUUUACUACAAUGAUAAACAUCCUUUGCACUUGUCUUUUCCUGACCUAGCUGUGUAUGCUCACAACAGUGGCCAGAUUGCUGUUGUGAAUGUGUUGUUUUCCUGUAUAGUAGCAGGUUUAAAGGAUCACCAACUGUCGAAUUUAAAAGAAUCAUCAAAAUUUAGUUAUUGAUAAUUUUUUUGGACAAUUUGGUGUUUAAGUAAACACACCUUCAAGUGUUGUUGCUAAAGAAAAAUUUCAGAUGGAUUUAUAGACAUCUUUAUGCCCUAUGAGUGACAAAUUGUUGCAAAUUUUGUGUAAAAUCCCCUAAUCCUGUUUAGUUGGAAAUAGUUACUAUAUUUUAGUUACCUACUAAAAUAUCACUGUUUUCUUUUAUUGAAACAUUAAUCUCAAAGAAAGUUUAAAAUCAGACGUAUGUUUUACAUUAUUUUCUGCACUUGCCACAAUUGUACCAAGCCAUCUAAUUUACAUAUACAUACAUGUAAUGUUUUUUAUUUAUUGACUUAUUUUUACAGUUCAAUAUGCAAGAUAUGUAAAUCAACAUGUCAUGUACAGAUAUAUGCAUGUGAAUGGCAAUCUUCCUCAUCACCAUCCAGGAAUAUACAUUGCAAAACAUGUUCUCCUAAGUGGAAUAUUUUACAAAUCAAUUUAUAUUUUACAAAUGGUAAAAAUAGAAUGAAUGUUUAUUUCCUCAGGAUAUCUUUAUAGGAUGCCUUUCCACAAAUAUGGAAAUAUAUAAGUAUACAGCAACAUUUCCUUAACAGGUUCUUAUGGCAUCAAAUCGUCCCCCCGCCCCAAUCCUUCCAGGGCAUCCCUUAAUACUACAGUACUCAGUUAACUGUUAGUUUCUCUUGGUUACAACUAUGAUGUGGGUUACAACUAUGAUGUGGAAUAGUUUGCCAGUUGCAGUUGGGGAAUCUUCUGAUCCCUAGAUGCUUAAGUAAGGAGCAAAUUCAUUCCUGCUUUCUACUGACAUUUCCUUAAUUCAGUUGUAGCAGUUUUGUUUUGUGUUCCCUCUUAUUAAUUUAUUUAUGUCCUUUUCAUAUAACUUGUCUCAUUCUGCAGGCUGAUUUCCUUUUGAAAAUCAAGUUUAUAGUUUAAGAUCUAAAGCAGGAAAGAAAAAGCUGCUAAGUAUAAACUAUGCAGUAUAUAAAACUUUAUGAAAUUAUGAUAAUGUACGAAAGAGGCAUAAGAAUUUUGUGGUAAAACAAUUUCACACUGCCAAGAGCAAAAUGAUUAAAAAAGAUUAGAAGGUUACUGUUGGUGAAAAAGAAACCAUGAUAUAUUUCAAUGGCGAGUUUCUAUGUGAUGUUAUGAAAAGAGCAUUUAUUAACACAAAGGUAAAAACUCGAUCAGAGUUGUAUGAUUGGAGAUGAAAAUGAUCCUUAGAAAGUUAUACACCAUUUUAAUUAAAAUAUCAUUACACUUUUGGAGAAACAUGAAUACAGAAUAAUAAUCAGUAUAUAUAUUGAAUGAAAUUGAAUGUUGUAAUGAUAUUACUUGGUGCAGUAUUACAAAUGUCAAAAAUAAAUCAGAAUCAGUAAAAUGUAUUAGGAAGUGACCUAUUUUGCAUAUCCAACAUACUAUUGUGAGUUCAUUAGCUUACAGCUCCUUUUCAAAGUGUAAUGAACCACAACUAUCAGGGCACAGGACAGUUGAGAAAUAAAAAGAACCAAGAAUUAGAAGCUCAUUAUGAAAGAUGCUCUUUUAUACGUGACAUGCUGUUUGUAAGGGAACCAUGAUAAGGGUUUUGAGUCCAUAGUAAUUCGAAUAGAUUUUAGUGUUGAUUUUGAUGUAUUAAAUCACAAGGCACUUAUUUAUAAACUUCAGAAUCAUGGAGUGGGUUGAUAUUUUUUUAGGAUUACUUUUAAGAUUUCUGUACAGGUAGGUAGCAGCUAGUUGCUGUGGACAGCAUCUUUAGUGAACCAAGACCUAUUGUGUCUGGAGUUCCACGGGGUUGUGUUCUUAGUCCACUGUUAUUUUUAGUGUAUAGAAGUGAUAUGUUUUUUGGCUUGGAGAACAAGAUUGUUCAGUAUGCCAAUGAUGCAAAACUUGUGGCUGUAGUGGUCUCCACUUAUGAGAAAUGAAACUGCCCUCAGCCUCAGUCAGAUGACAGGAUCAGGGAAUGGUGGAAGGAACUUUGAGACUAAAGCUUUAACUAUUUUAGGUCUAAUUUUUUUACUCACAUCUAACUUUUGAGAAGCAUCUUAUGAAAAUUUCAGAAAAUUUUGCAUAAAAGUUGGUUAUUGUUCGUAAUGACUCAUAUAUUUACUAUAACAGUGAUAAAAUCAGUGCAACCUGUUUUAGGUCAUUUGUACUUCCUUUACUUGGAUACCUUUCUCCAAUGUGGAUGUCUCCCUCUGCCAGAGAUUUAUCGCUUGUAGAUAGAGUGGUUCAUGGUGGUAGGUUUCUGUUUCCUAGUAGUAGCAGUUAUGACUUGGACCAUCGAUGGAUGAUCUCUUGUUUGUCACUUUUUCAUAAGUUUUAUUUCAACAGAGAUCUUUCACAUUCACAGUUGAUCCCUGAUCCCUUUUUCCUGCCAAGCAACCAGGUUUGCUGAAAAGGAGCAGCAGUAUGCAGUAAAUGUGCUUCACUGUCAAACUUCUCAGUUCCAGAGGUCCUUUAUUCCUCACACCGCUGGACUGUGGAACAGCCUUCCAGAGGGUGUUGUCCAGUUGGAACUUCAGAAGUUCAAGCAAAAGUGCAAUGCAUUAGUACCCUAAAACCAUUUUCCUUGUACAGUAUUUUAGUACAUUUUUAUCUAUUUAUUUAUUAAUUUGUUUUUUUUUUUCUUUGUUAAUAAGUGAGAUCUCUUCUUUCUCUAUUUCCUUUACUUCCUCUUACUUCUUCAUAAUGAACAUUCUUUUGGAAGUUUGAAUUUCAAGUCAAUGGUCCCUUUUGUGGGCUUGUUCCAUAUGAAUAGGUUUCAUAUACUACUGAAUAAUUAUAAUUAUUCAUGAGAGUAAUUGUACAUUGUUGGUGUCCUGUGAAAAUUCAGUCAGUGAGAAAACACAAAUUGAUAAAGUAAAAUAACAUAAUUACUACUGAGAAUUUUUUUGUCAACAGAAUUCUGGCUAAUUAAGAAUAUUAAUGAUUUUAUAAAAAUUACUCAAAUAAUAAAUAGUAGUAUGGAUCUAAAUAUCCUCUUGUUUCAGAUACCACAUUAGGAUAGUUUUGAAACAUUAAACACUUAUGAAAUAUAAAAGAAGUUGUCCUUUUGGAAUUUAGUAUACUGUAGUCCCCUGUUUACAUAAAUCAUAAAUCAAGAAUGGAAGAUUUUAAAAAUGUAAUACACAAGAAUCCAGGAAUUUCUAUUUCCUAUUUCAAAUUUUUUGGCCAGCCAUCCUUCUUAGUCACUGCUAAUUUUCUCAACUCACCAAGAGUAGUUAUUUCAGUCUAUAACCAGAAAACAAACAAUGAUAACAAGAUAUGUGAUUGCAUACAAUGAUACCUUAAUAUUGCUAGUUUUGUUUUACUUUCUGUGAAGGUCAGUGAAUAUGGCCCCAAAAGUAUAAAUUGUUCAUACGCAAACAAACCUUCAGUCUUAAAAAUAGGAUAAUCUUCUUGUGUCAGCUGGAAACUGGUUAAAAACAAUCAAAGAUUAUAAAGCAAGGAAUCUGUGGCACAUUGGUAAGACUGAAGGUUUGUUCCGCGUAUGAACAGAUGACAAAUUUUUAAUCAAUUUGUAUUUUUCAUAGCUAACAAACCUAAGGUUUUAACGUUUACUGCCCACCUCUAGCUGCUCUUCUACCUUUUAAUGGGUUGGAGGAAAGACUGAUGCGUCACAGGGUUCUAUGCCUGGUCAGUGACCAGCUUCCACCUGGUAUAUGCAUGAGUUGCCAGAUGCCACAGAUUCCUUGCUUUACAACCUUUGAUUAUUUUUAAGCGGUUUCCAGCUGGCGCAAGAUUAUCCUAUUGUUAAGACCUCAGGUUUGUUAGCUAUGAAAAUACAAAUUGGUUAUAAAUUUGUCAUUUUAAAGAUAGACCCUCCAAAAAAUGUCAGUAGACAGGACGGGAAAUUAGCAAAGUAGGCAGUCCCCGGUUUACGACGGGGGUUCCGUUCUUGAGACGCCUUGUAAGCCAAAAAUCGUCAUAAGCCGGAAAAUCAUCAAAAAUUCUAAGAAAACCUUAUUUUUAAUGCUUUGUGUUUAAAAACUAUGUAAUCUGCAUUUUUAUUGCAUUUUUCAUCAAAAAACCUUCAAAUAUUUAUUAUUUUGCAUUUUUGGAGUCAUAUUUCUUCCAUCAGAUCAGCAUUGUAAGCAUCGUGACCCUGGAACAUGUGUUGUAAACUUGGAAAUAAUUUUUUAUGAAUAUAAUUGAAAAGUGUCAUAACCUCGGAACAUCGUAAGCUGAACCCGAUGUAAGCUGGGGACUGACUAUAUCAUAUCGCACAAAAUCUUAAAAUACAAAACAUGGAGUGUAAUUCAAAAGUUACCCUUACAAUCAUCAAAGAUUUCCAGCCUCUGAGAUAUAAACAGGACUUAAAAAUAAAAAGAAAUGUUGCAGGUAUACAAGAGACAUGAACAUUCUAACAGUGCAAAGAUGUAGCCAAACAAAUUUCAGCACUUUUCUUCAUAUCAUGUAACAGUUAUAAAUUCAUCAUUAUCAUCAUCAAAUUUUAUUGUGAGAAUAAUUAAGAACUGUGGUUAGUACUUUUUGCAAGCUUUCAUUUUAAGAGAGAAUGGCUUAGCUAUUUCUUAUUUUUUGCAAGUUAUGUAAAAGCCGAAGUACAGAGUAUAUUCAGUUUUUCUGUAUAUUUUUGUAGACUUAUUGGUAUUGUAUAUAUGCAUUUAUUAAAAAUGUGAACUGUACUUGGUUUCAUGGGGUUUGCUCUUCAAAUGGCAAUUCUCUGUUGGGAUGAAGGAAAAAAACAGCUUCAUUUCCCACCGCCACUUAGAUUUACAAAAAAGAUGCAUUUGAGCAGGUAAAUGCUUAAGACUUAACUUUAGGUCCCUUUUUGUUUUUCUUCUUCAUGUCUGCAUCACCUUCUCAUGUGUUUUAGUAAAAUUGAACAUGUGACAGAUUGGAGAGGGCAAUCUAUUUUCUUUUUUUAUUUCUGGUUGUCACUCACGAGUGCCUUGAUAUUUCCAAACAUGAAGUGUAAUGGCAUCUGCUCCUACCCUAUACAGUUUCUGAUUUAUUUUCACUCCUUUUAGGUGUGAAUUGAGUUCUUAAUUCUUACUCUACUCAUGCUCCUGUGAUAAACAGAAUAUUGCCCUCUCCACCAGUUUUGAAGAUAGAACAUACCAGAUAUAGCAAUGCCUAACUAGUAUAAAGUUGUUAACCAAAGCAUUCAGUCUUAUAUUUAGACUUGAAGUGAUUGUCUAUUUUAUUUAUAUGAGGAAUGAAAAUUAAAGAAAGGCUGAGAUUAAGAAGCUGAACAGCUAGGUAAAAAGAGACCAAGGGGUACAUGGGAACACAAGAAAAAAAAAAAAACAUGGAAAUAGGCAGGUCAUACCUCUCUCUACAGACAUUCUACAAAUUUUAGUAAUUAUAAAUGUUGUUUGAUGUAAACCAUUGAGGUACUGAAGUAAUAUUCUCUAUUGAAGCAAUGGUUAGUAUUUGUCAAACACAAUCUUGGAUAUUUUCAUAAGGAAGAGUUUUUCCUUUUAAAUCCAAUAAAAUGCUGGUAAUAUUGGUUUAAAUUUGAAUCAUAUGAAAUGGUUCCUGGUGAUGCAAGCAAGCUAGUUAUACUAAGUUACUUUAUUUUGAAAUUCACUUGAAUGUCAUUAUUUAUUUCAAGAAAUCACAAGUAUAUGUUAUACUUGUAACUAUAUCUUGGAGGGAUAUAUGCGAAAAUUAAUCUUAAGAUAUGAAGUCACUUUGAAUGAUGUUUAACAUAUGUAGCACUUCAUGCCUCUAUAUACAGAAGUAUCUUUGAGAUUUAUCAUCUAUGCUUUACUUAAUAUUUAAUCCAAUAAUUAUCAGUGGAAUUUUUGAAGUGAAAAAGAAAUAUGCAAAUACUAGGGCACAUGGAAAGGUAUGUUCAUACUAGGAAAAAUCUAAUAUUGUGAGUGCCAUUUUUUAACCCACUCUGGGGAUAAUCACCUGGAUCAAUUUCUUGACUACAGUACUAAUGGUAACAAGUGGUGUAAGUGGCUUGUAAGACAGCCUAGAAGGGAAUCUCCUUUCUCACCUGCUGCGUCAAUAACUUCUGGCUAGAUAUCCACAGUUACUCCAUCUGUUGUAUUGCUUUAGCAGCCCAAAUAGCUUAUAUUGUACUUCCAUUAAUUCAUCUAUUUCUCCUGUCUUUUAUGCUUAUUGUUAUUGUUAUUGGUGAGGAUGUUCAUAAAUAUUUUUCGUUGUUUUAAGUUGCUUUGUUAUGUUUUCUUGAUACUGCUUAUGUCUUAAAACUUAUCUCCUUAUAUGGUGAUGACUCAUUUCUAAUUAUGGUUGACAAACACAAUAGGCAGACAGGAGAAUCAGGAGUGAGAUCCCAUGGUCUCUCUAAAGGAAGGGCCUGACAUAGCUGCCUCAGUUUUAGAAAAGCAUGACUGAGUGAUGGAUGUCCAAUGUCUACCAAGCUUUAGCUAGACUUAGAGAAUUGUCUUGUACAUCAUACGUGUGGUCCAGCUUUCUUUGCUGCUCUGUAGUCUUCCCUUGUACUAGUUGAGUAUCAUUGCAUAUAAAUCUUCAUUAUAAAGAUGCAGAUACAUACACAAAUACAUGACAGACCAGAGGAGGCUGUCAUACCAUAAUGAGUUUAAACUCAUGAAUUCCUGUACUGUAAGUUGAUAAAGUAAGCCAGGCCCCACUGCUUGUACCACUGGCACAAUCUCUACCUUUCAUCAUCCUCAUUAGAAAAAGUUGUUUUGUUCUGGAUCUAUGGGAAUUGCACUUCUGUAUGCUAAUCCCUUCUUUAGUUUGGACAGGGAUCACAAAGUUAGGUUCCUUUAAAGCAAUUUUUGUAUCAGUCAGUUUUAGGAGGUACAACAUAGAAUUAUCAACACUAUACAUUUCGCUAAGUAGUAAAGACAUUUUACAGCUAAAUGGGAAGAAAGUAAAGAGAACAAUAAAAAAUUGAAAGACUUAUAGAAAAAAAUGUGAGUCUGGCAUAGAGAUGUAGCUAAUGAUUUUUAGUAGUGCCUGUAGUGAGCUAUGCAAAACUCAUUGCAGGUGGUGACUUCCAUAGGGAAAUGGCAGGUGAGGAAGGAAUUUCAUAUAUGGGUGCUCUCACAAGCCAGAUGUGUAGAAGCAUUAGUAAAGUUGCUUGAAUUUAUUGAUUCUGCCUUUCCAAGUUAAGUGGAAAAGGCACUUAAGCAAUUUUGGUUAGUAUACUUAUGAAACAUGAUAUUUGCCAAUAUUUUCACUUAUUUUAUUAUGUGACCCCCACUGUACUGUACAGCCAAUUCUCGUCUUGGUUAUUUUUACAAAUGUUGAAAUAUUUUACCAGAUGCUUAUUGAAUUAUGAUUAUCAAGGUAAUGUUCUCAAAUCUAAUGAAGUGUUGUCUCAAUAUUCUAUGUAUCCUUGACCCGAAGUGUCAGCCAGUGAUUCCUUAUAUUUUUGUGACAUGUUAUGAUAUUUGAAUUAAAAGUCAUGCUUAUAACUGUAAUGAUGCAGUUUUGAUCCCAGAACUAUUAAAAAUAUGAAAAUAUAGUGAAUAGAUAUUUAUUGCAGGUAUAUUCAGUUUACAAGUAGUAGUAGAGAUUUUUUAUUAUAUUUUUGUGAAUGUUUAUGGUAAACUCAAGGAGCAAAUCCCUGAGAGGAAAUCCAUUCAUGAAAGUGACAGGCAUUCUAAGUGCUUGGAUUCUAAUGCUACAGAAGCAGAAGACCUCACUGAGGAAUUAUGUAUUAGGAAAAGCCUUAGGUACUGUCAUUGAUGACUAUUUUGUGUGAUCCUCUGUGUGGGUUACUCUUCAUGGAAAUGCAGAUAUAGUAUAGGCAGUGAGGUCUCAUUACAUGUUGCUUCAUAUGAAGUAAUUAUUAUGCAUGAUUAUUUUGGCUUUAGGUUCCAUAUACAACUGGUUUUCAAAGACUAUAUAUACUGUAUUUAUGUUUUUGUGUAAGAUGGUCUGGUUUUUUAUGAUGCUCAUUUUAGUGUAUAAUGACAUGAGAUUAUGUGCCUUUUAAAAUAGUAUAAGAUACAGAAAUAUUGAUUCCUGUUACCAGGAAUGGCAGCCUAAAAGCAUGGAUGACAUUUUGGUACCACCUUAAAGCUUCCAGAAAGGUAGCAUUAUUGUUUGUGAGCAUUUAUAAGAGUUUCAGUAGAGUACCCUGUAUUGUUAGACUAACCAAUAUGUGAGUAGGUGAAACUUCCUUCCUUCCAUAAGCAGAAUAUGGAAGAUGCUGACACAUUCCAUCCUUGUAAAGUUAUCUAAAACAGGAGGAAAUUAAGGAAAAGUCAAAGUGGUUUUGCAAGAUAUUAAGGAGCUUUUCAAGUUUAUGAAGAAAGUUUUGAGAGUAGAUCUAAAAAUGUGUUACCCUUCAGAGUAAAACAAAUGUUUUACUUUGAUAUGAUUUUAUGUAAUAGGUACUAAUGACCAGAGAUAAUUUUUACCUAAGAUGUCUGUCAUUUCAAGUUUUAUCCUAAAACAGUAAUGUGCAUCACACCGUGUAUGACCAUUUAAUGGUAGCAAUAAUACUGAAGCAAUGGAAUAUGGAGACGUACAGUUGACGCCUUUGUUUCAUUUAGACACUCCUCCCCAUACAAUAAUUCAUAACUCAUUAACCCUGCAGUCCUUCAAGGAUAAAUCCCUAUGGUAAGCUUUACAGAUUCGUAAAAUCUCCUAUCAUUAUUUAAAGAAUUUGUUUGUUUUUUAUUUACAAUUUUUCUUUCCAUUUCUUAAAGAGAGAUUAUUAUUAUUAAGAGUUGUAAACACAGGUGUUUGAAAGCAUCCUUUAAAUAUAAGAUAUUUAUACUAUAGAUUAUUUUGAGCUGAGUAUUAGGUAUUUGUUGGAAGUUUCUCAGAGGAAUGCAAACACUACUCCAUAUUUAAUUAUAAUUCUUCAUAAAAAAAAUUAUUUAAUUUAAUUUUUUCUUAGAAUAUAUCUUUCACACAAGUCGAGAAAUUGGCUGUACAUUAUUGAAUUUUCAUGAUUAGAUAACAAAUCUUUUUGUUUGAGAUUGUAGUAUGCAUAUUUUAACAGAGUACAAAUCCUCUCUGUUUUAUUAAUCUGACAAACUUAGUUUUGAAUGACAUUUGAUACUUGAAGCAAACAAAGUGGUAUUUAAGUGAUUGAUUGAACCAUUUCAUCCAGGGAGAACUCCAUUUCCUCUUGCCAGAAGAUUAUGCCUUGUAUGAAUCAAAGUUGACUUAUAUUAGCAGAACAAAGUGGAGCACCAGAUCAGAGACCCUUGUAAUUUUCUCAGUGUAAUAGAAUAAACAGGCUGUAUUUUCCCCAGUUAUUAAAAGAUUUUUACACAGAAAUGCUGUAGUAGGUGGUUGAUGUAAGUACCACUAUACGUAAACAUCUAGAAUGACUUAAAGUGGUCUGGGUAAACAUAAAUUAUUAUUAUAGUUAACCUUAAGUGCCUUCACCCCUUGGCCAUGACAUCAAAACUUAAGUUGCUUGGGCUUACUACAUAAGGCACACUGAGAAAAAGAGCUACUAUGAAAAAGUUGCAGGCAAUUCUGGACAAGGGCAGCACAAAUGCGGUCAUGGAUGAUUUGGGCAGUGCAAACCAUGUCAGGUGGUCAUAUCCUACAAUUGUUGAAAUAAUAAUGGCUCUUUUUGGAUAGGUGUGUGUUUUCAAGGACUAUCAGUUAGUCUCAAAACAGUUUUACAUUUUCUUCAGAUCAGUGUUUACAAAGUCAGAGCCUCAUUCUUAUACCUAUGUGUACUUUUAAACAGAAUAUGCAUUACUCAAGUUGCCCAUUUUAGGUACUGGAGGAGCCAAUCAUGACUGUUUAAUUAGGACACAUUAUAUGGGCACAUUUUAAAUAAGGGUGAAUAAUUUAUGAGCUGAGGGUUGCUCAUAAUUGGCAGAAUCAAGGACAGGAUAUAUCACUGACUCAAAAUCAUAUGAACAUAUAAUCAGGGCCCAAGCCCCCUCUCCACCCAAACUGGAACCAGGGAGAAUCAGUCAGCGGCUACUGAUGACUGCAAGCUGUCUCAACCCCAUCCCUAAGCUCCCAGGGAUGGUAAGGUUGUGUUUUACCAGUGAAGUCUACCAAGCCAUGAGCAAUAGUUGAAUUCAGGACUGCCACACUGUGAAGCCCAGGCGAAAUAAACUGAGGUACCAUUCCUGAGGUACCGUGCAUGUGUUAAAACCAGCACAGCCAACCUGAAACACCCAUGAAGUACUCAUUCAGGGUGAACAGAUUUGGUUUGAGGCUUAAUGUAUGAACGCUAACAUUAAUAUCAGAACUUGAGCAACUUUCAGAUUUUUUCUCACAGCUCCAGUGACUGUACAGGAAAUAUUCCAGUUUCAAACCUCAGUUACAGGGACCAAAUACCAACUUACCGGUGAUAUCCACUUGGGCAAAAAUUUAAGCUGCUCUCAAGUACUGUAUGUAUCAUAAGUAUAAUUGAAAAAAUAAAGUGGUUUUUUUAAUUCAAAUGAAAGUAGAAAAGUAUAAAUUAUUUUCAUUUCAUAAAUCUAGACCACCUGCUUAUAGUAGAAGUGCAGUAUCUCCUUUGCUUGUGAAGGUACGCUCAUCUGAUCAGUAGAUAUAGGAGAUUUCUGCAAGCAAAAAGUGGAUUUUGCUAUAAUAAGAAAUGUUAUCAUAUUCGAACUACCUCUUGUUUCUUUUUAUUGGUCUUGGUUGGUUUACCAUAAGUAGCCAUUUCAACAUGAUUAAAGGUAUAGGUUUAUAUCUUUGUAACAAUAGUCAAUAUAUAACCCUUUGAGAUUCCGAUGGCCUCCUGCAGUUUUAAUCCCUUAAGAUUUCUGUAACAUCAUCUGUAGAAAGAAAGUGAUUAUUUAUCAUAAAUAUUUUAAGUGUAGCAUUAGGAUAUGUAAUGACUGGUGAAUGCUGAGCUGUGGUUCAACUCUAUCUCUCACAUGAUUAGUAGCUGUUCAUAGAGUUACCAUAAAAUCAGUUCAAAAUGGAAAGUCACUAAAAAUUUUUUUGUUCAUUUUACCUUAUUACUGUAUUACUCAUGUUUUUUGUAUAUAUAUAUUUAUAUAAGUAUUCAUUUGUGUUGCAAAAAAUAUUUUUAAAUAUUUAUUACAGAAGAGUUUCAGACUCCCCCUAAAAUAAAUUUCAAGGGGUUAAUUUCUGCUUAAUUGUCAUGUGUGCUUAUUACAAGGAUAAUCACCAACAUUGGCUUGAUGAUAUUUUGUGCAGCAUUGAAUAAAACCUGAAAAGGGGACAAUAUCCACACUUCUGUAGAGUUUCACUUUGAGUAUUAUUCUGAUAAUUUUAAAAAGUCUUGCUUAAGUUUUUCCAUAAUUAUAGAACCUUAAAAUUGUCAACUAAAGUUUGCUGGAUCAUCAGGAAGAUGGCCUAUAUAAUGCUGUUAACAAGGUUUGUAGAAUUUAUAGAUAUUUUUGCCCUUUGGUUUUUAUAUCUUUUGUGUUCAAGUGGAGUUGAUUGCAUUUUGAUGUUAUGAUUUCAUUUUCCUUUCAAGUCAGAGUAAAAUACUAUUAUUAAAAAAGUGAAAAGGCUUCAUAUGUUAACUUUUAUUUUUAAAGCUCAAACCUUUUAAGUUCAAACAUAAGGAAUUUUAAGGUAUAAAGCUGUCAAGGACUCUCAAGACUAAGAAGAUUGUAGUUUUGGCAAUUAUUUUUUUUUUUUUUUUUUUUUUUUUUUUUGUAUUGUAAUUCAGUGAUCUCGUUUUCAGGAAGAUAAAUCAUGUUUUAGUUUAGGUAUUUAUUACAUAUUAGUGGACUGUAGUGUUCUACCUCCUUGCACGAUUAUGUACAUUUAGGGUAAUAUUUAAAAAGUUACCCAGAAUUACCACCAUCACUUGCACAUUGUUCUUUCCUUGUCAUGUCAAUUGCAACAACUUUCCCCUGAAGGCUGGUUUCCAUUACAAAUGUUUAGAUACCAGUUUAUUGAUAAGAUGCAGAUAUGAAAUUUGUUUUUGACAUAUUUGCCAAGUUAUUCUAUAUGUCUGUUGUCUAUUAUGUGUCUAUCCUUUCCAUAGUUAAGGCAUUUACAUUUUUUCAGCCAAGGUUAAGAGGCGUUCCAUGUGGAAGUGAAAUCCCCUGGCUAGGUAGGAUAAAGCUCCAUAGGUUAGUUUAUAUCAGACUAUGUACAGUCCACUAGCUUUCAUUUCAGUUUGCUUCAGCUUGCAUUGUAGUGUGAUCCUUUUUCCAAUCCCAGUAUUUUGAUAUACUUUAUUAGGGAGAGAAUUUUACUCCCAAUCUGGUUAUGUUCAGGAAAUAUUGUUAUUAGAUUUGUCUGGUUCUUACAUGAUCAGUGUAAAAGAUUAUUGAUUUAUGAUGGAAGUCAGUGCUGAUCAUAAAGAAAUAAUCAGCAUAAAGCGUGCACAAAGAGAUGAAAUAAUACAUGAGAGUAAAUGCAACAUGAUGCAUUCUUUAUAAUAAUUUGGUAUGACUUAUAAAGUUAUAAUUUCUGCAGCUUAUCAGAAUCUUGGUAACUAUACAUUUUUGUUGAAGAUGUUUAGAAGAAAAGAUGUUGCAACUGAGGAGAUAGGAAAGCAAGCAACACAGAGAUGAUGUUGGUAAUUAAGGGCAUUUUGUAAAAAUUUACCUAUUUUAGUGGCUUUAGUUUUGCUGUCUUGACAGCAUAUUUAUUACUCAUUGUUAGUUUCCAGUUUCUUUUGGUAUUGUUCAAUCUUACUGUCAAAAUUUUCAUCAUAAAACUGUAUAGUAGAAUAUUUUUAAAUACGAGUUCAAAACUUGACAUGACUUUUUAUGAACAUAUGAAAGAUGCACAAGUGUACAACUGUACAACUCAGUUUAUACCGUGCAUGUCGGUGAAUUGUAUCAUAUCAUUUUCAUACAUUUUUAUAUUUCUAAAGGUUCCAAACCUCUAAUGAUAAAGUAUUUAGAAAUACUCUUAUUUCUUCACAAAAAUUGUGUAGGUAACCAAUAUGUAUAUGACAUACUGAAAUACACUUUUGCCAAUGCAA
Macrobrachium nipponense is the source of this 21796-nucleotide messenger RNA. Its product is annotated as ubiquitin thioesterase OTU1-like. The record is from RefSeq and is a predicted model, not a curated record. The transcript has 6 exons. The coding region runs from base 15 to 995 and encodes 326 amino acids. Gene Ontology annotation, biological process: endoplasmic reticulum unfolded protein response; protein deubiquitination. Lineage: Eukaryota; Metazoa; Arthropoda; Malacostraca; Decapoda; Palaemonidae. Gene Ontology annotation, molecular function: cysteine-type deubiquitinase activity. Gene Ontology annotation, cellular component: nucleus; cytosol.